Messenger RNA from Symbiodinium pilosum, 1026 nucleotides. NCBI's taxonomy places the organism in Eukaryota, Dinophyceae, Suessiales, Symbiodiniaceae. The record is from the annotation of a GenBank genome assembly.
GUUGAUUUUGCUGCCACGGACCUGGAGGAGGUCUUGCGCUUGUCCUUCGGAGGCAAUGAAGUUCUCGGGGUUCCCAGUUCUGUCCCCGUGGCGCCGGCUUUGCGAUGCGCUAUGUUGCUGAGCAGUUUGUUUUUCAGCGUGUUCUUGGCAGUCAUAUUGUUGCGCUUGAGCCGCUUCAUGACCAACACGAAAGAGGUGACAACAUCUUCCAUUGAAGCACGUCUGGUCAAGGCAACGGAGGCUCUUUCAUUGGUGCCGGUGAUUGCGAUUUUGAUGAUUGGAACGAGGUUGCGUGCUGUCCAGCUGGCGGGCAAUGCUCUUGGAGCACCACCAAUCUGGGCACAACUGUGCAUGUACGGUGCCACCCUUGCUUGCUUCGUGCGGUUCCUCGCUGAUGUGUCGACAACUCGCCAUGGCGAGUCUGAAUUGCAGGAAAUCAUGGUGACGGCCAUGGGCGGCAUCCGGCACACCGCGACUGCAUUCUUGUUUGCGUGCUGCGGCGCCAUAAUCUUUAGCGCGCUCGUCAUGGAGGCAGAGGUGGGCGUCAGCGAGCCUUUGGGACCAUCCAUGCGUUGCACGCUGGCCCUGGUUGUGGCAUACUUGGUGGAGAGCUGCGUCCGGGAGAUUGUCGCUGCGCCCCGUAAAGCCCGCAAGAUGGAGGACCCCCCUUACGGCGCCAUCUCGCCAAUGUCAUCUGCAGACUUGGAAGAAGACCCGCUUGUGCUUCCAACGCGGAUAUCCUUGCAGUUUCCUCCCAUGCUGUGCGUGCUUUUGGUUGCUAUCGCUCUCCGCGCAGUUCAGCUGCAGCUCCAGACCAGGACCUGGGCAGCUUGUGCUAUGUAUGUGACCACAGCUGCAACCAUUCUCCAGGCUGCCCGUUCCGUUUACGCAACCAUUCACAAUCAGGAUAUUCCAAGAAGUUCCUUGCUUGGUGAUGAAGCAGCUGGGCCGGCGGUCUCCCCGAAUGUGGCCCUGGACCGGCAGACGCUUGGAGCGUUCUGGGCUGGAACCACAUGCUGCAUCUAC